AUGGUCAACAAUACCCAUUUUGGUGGAUUUAUACUCCUUGGAUUCCCAGGGCAGCCACAGCUGGAGAUGAUCAUCUCUGGGGUUGUCUUUCUCUUCUACACCAUUGCCUUGAUGGGAAACAUGGCCAUCAUCCUGCUGCCGUUACUGGAUGAACGUCUCCAGACCCCCAUGUACUUCUUCCUUAGGAAUUUAGCCAUCUUGGAUCUCUGUUAUAUCACAAAUAUAGUCCCACAGAUGUUGGUCAAUGUCUGGGGCAAAGACAAAAAAAUCUCUUUUGGUGGCUGUGCCUUUCAACUUUUCACUGAUGUGACACUAUGCACAGUCGAAUGUAUGCUUCUGGCUGUGAUGUCUUAUGACCGAUUCAAUGCUGUCUGCAAGCCUCUGCACUACAUGACCAUUAUGAACCCCCAACUCUGUCGAACCCUGGUGGCCAUGACCUGGGGAGUUGGUGUUACUAAUUGCAUGAUACUUUCACCCUAUGCCAUGAGUCUUCCCCGAUGUGGGAACCACCAUUUGGAUCACUAUUUUUGUGAAAUAUCUGCAAUGGUGAAGAUUGCAUGUGUGGACACCACAGCCAUGGAGGAAACCUUAUUUGCAUUAUGUUUUUUUAUUUUCCUCACACCACUCCUUCUCAUUCUGGUUUCUUAUGGCUUCAUUGCUAUAGCUGUGUUGAAGAUCAAAUCUGCAGCAGGGAGACAGAAAGCAUUUGGGACCUGUUCCUCCCACCUCAUUGUGGUGUCCAUCUUCUAUGGGACUGUUAUCUACAUGUACAUCCAGCCAGGAAACAGUCCAUCUCAGGAUGAAGGUAAACUUCUCAGUAUCUUUUAUUCCAUUGUUACUCCCAGCUUGAACCCCCUGAUCUAUACACUAAGGAAUAAGGAGUUCAAGGGGGCCAUGAAGAAGCUGAUUGGAAAAGAAAAACGUUCCUUGGAAACAACAGGACACUAA
Messenger RNA from Puma concolor (puma), 948 nucleotides. Its product is annotated as olfactory receptor 2W1-like. Gene Ontology annotation, biological process: G protein-coupled receptor signaling pathway. Gene Ontology annotation, molecular function: G protein-coupled receptor activity; olfactory receptor activity. The record is from RefSeq and is a predicted model, not a curated record. Gene Ontology annotation, cellular component: membrane. NCBI's taxonomy places the organism in Eukaryota, Metazoa, Chordata, Mammalia, Carnivora, Felidae.